Molecule: messenger RNA, 960 nt
Organism: Anastrepha obliqua
Lineage: Eukaryota; Metazoa; Arthropoda; Insecta; Diptera; Tephritidae
Product: tRNA dimethylallyltransferase-like
Exons: 5
Coding region: 139-960 (273 amino acids)
Biological process (GO): tRNA modification
Cellular component (GO): mitochondrion
Molecular function (GO): tRNA dimethylallyltransferase activity
Source: RefSeq, a predicted model, not a curated record
CUGAUUGUGUGUUUUGUUUCUUAUUCGCGUGCUCGUUGCUCCGGUUGUAGAGCAGAUUUCCGCGUUUAACUCGUCUUAAAUUGUAGUAAUUUGUAGUGAAACAUUAAUUAAAGCAGUGUUUGCUUCGAAAAGUGAAUUAUGUUACGAAAAGUGCCGUUAAUUGUGAUUCUAGGCUCCACCGGCACUGGGAAAACCAAACUAUCACUGGAGUUGGCAGAACGCUUUGGCGGCGAAAUAAUCAGCGCUGACUCAAUGCAGGUUUAUGCUAAUCUGGACAUCGCUACCGCCAAAGCCACGAAAGAAGAGCAGUCUCGAGCUAAGCAUCAUCUUUUAGAUGUAUCAACACCUAACGAACCCUUUACUGUGGUACAUUUUCGUAAUGCAGCUCUACCGAUUAUCGAAAAUCUUUUAGCUCAAUCAAAAUGCCCGAUCGUGGUGGGCGGCACCAACUACUACAUUGAAUCAUUGCUGUGGGACAUAUUAGUUAGCCCGAAAGACGCCGACGAGCUGGACAGCAUAGACAAGAAGUUUGCGCUCUCAAGCGCAGAAACAACUGAAAAGGAAGAUGCAGCAACGCCUAAAAAUUCGAAAAAUCCUUUAUUUCUGCCCGUCGCUGAAAUGACUGCAAUGUCAUCUGAGUUGUUGCAUAACCAUUUAAGGAAAAUUGAUACGGACUCAGCAAAUCGCAUACAUCCAAACAAUAAAAGAAAAAUUAUGCGAUUUGCUGACGCUUUAGUGCCGAUUAAGAACACCACUCGAAUAAGAGCCGAUGCUCUCAGUGGCAGCGAAGUAAAUGCCACUAUAAAAACAUUAUCGAAAAACAAAGAAGUAGGAAUUGAUGACACACCUGCUGAAUUCUUCACAGCGUACCCCGAUUUUGCUCCAGAACUGCUUCAACUGCUCUCAUCAGUAAAGCCUGGGAUAACGAAAGUUUUCCAACCGAAUGGACUGACGGUAUGA